This is a messenger RNA of Balaenoptera acutorostrata (minke whale), 471 nucleotides long. Its product is annotated as TSSK6-activating co-chaperone protein-like. Gene Ontology annotation, molecular function: protein-folding chaperone binding. The transcript has 3 exons. NCBI's taxonomy places the organism in Eukaryota, Metazoa, Chordata, Mammalia, Artiodactyla, Balaenopteridae. The record is from RefSeq and is a predicted model, not a curated record. Gene Ontology annotation, cellular component: cytoplasm. The coding region runs from base 1 to 471 and encodes 156 amino acids.
AUGGAGCAGCGCUGUAGUCAUCCUACUAACAGAAGAGCCAAAGAGGAAGGUAAUGCUGUGCCUCUUUGUCAAGACAAACCCUCCCCCAGCGUUAUUAAUCUUCAAGCAAGUUCCCCAUCAGCUACUUUCCUGAAAAUCCUGGCCACAAAGCUGCCCUCGGGAAUUGACCACAAGCCCAAGGAAUACCUGGGACUCCUAGAAUGUAUGUAUGCCAAUCUCCAGCUUCAGGCCCAGCUUGCCCAACCGCAGAUGGCUAUUUUGGAAAAUUUACAAGCAUCCAUGACACAACUGUCUCCUGGGAGAGAAAGCAAGAACUCUUCUCUCCCAGCCUUAUCUCGUAAUCUGUUGUUAAAUCACCUCUCCAAUUCAACUGGCUCCGACUUAGAAAUUGGUCUGUGUCUGGGAUCAGACUGGGUCUGGCUGAAACUGGACAGGGUCCAGUGUGGGGCUUCAGGUACCCGUUGGUUGUAG